Messenger RNA from Trichoderma breve, 1002 nucleotides. RefSeq lists its product as uncharacterized. The transcript is spliced from 4 exons. NCBI's taxonomy places the organism in Eukaryota, Fungi, Ascomycota, Sordariomycetes, Hypocreales, Hypocreaceae. The record is from RefSeq and is a predicted model, not a curated record. The coding region runs from base 1 to 1002 and encodes 333 amino acids.
AUGACUCUUAAGCACUCCGCUCUCGUUGCCCUGGCUGCUGCCAUGGGUGCCCAGGCUCAGGUCUUCACUGUCAACUGUGCUCCUUUGACUCAGUUCCGAGGUGACCCUAUUGUGUCUCCUGGUGUUCUGUCUUCUCACGUCCACGCUAUCGUCGGUGGCACUGCUUUCUCUCUCUCCGUCACCCCUGCCCAGGCACGAGCUGCCACAGCCACCACCUGUGACAAGAUCCUCGACAACAGCAACUACUGGCAGCCCCAGCUUUACCACCAGCGCCACGAUGGUCAAUUCGAGCUUGUCACUUUCCAGGGCAGUGCUACCUACUACAUCGCUCGUGCUUGCGACUAUGCUCCUGGCCGACAGAACUGCAACGGAGCUCCUCUCCCCAUUGCUCCUCCCGCUGGCCUUAAGAUGCUUGUUGGUGACUUGAACCGACGCACUUUCAACGCCUCCAGCUUCGAGGACCGUGCCAUUCAGCACGUCUGCCUCGACACUCAGCCGGUGCCCGACACCAACGGCUUCCCUACCCGCCAGUGCCAGCGCAUCCGUUCUGAGACCUUCUUCCAGUCCUGCUGGGACGGUGUCAACCUGGACAGUGCCAACCACAAGGACCACGUUGCCUUCCCUGCUAUUGGUGACUACAACACCGGUGUGUGCCCGCAGUCGCACCCCAAGGCCAUCCUCUCGGUCUUCUACGAGUUCUUCUACGACACUGGCUCAGUCCAGAACUUCAACCGAUUCGUCUACGCCACUGGUGAUGCCACCGGCUACUCCCUGCACGCCGAUUACUUCCAGGGCUGGAAGGACCAGAACGCUCUCAACAACGCCAUCACCACCUGCACUGGCCCCAACGGUGUCCUUGACCGCGGCUGCAGCUUGAACGUCGGCCCCAACGGAACUCCCGGCCAGUCCAGCACCCAGAAGCUCCAGACUCCCGCUCCUUCUGAGAACAUUGGCCUCAACGGUCCUCUUGCUGCUCUCCCUGGCAACAACCCCAUCCACUAA